This is a messenger RNA of Aspergillus glaucus CBS 516.65, 1962 nucleotides long. Its product is annotated as methionine--tRNA ligase MES1. The transcript has 2 exons. The record is from RefSeq and is a predicted model, not a curated record. Gene Ontology annotation, biological process: methionyl-tRNA aminoacylation. Gene Ontology annotation, molecular function: methionine-tRNA ligase activity; ATP binding. Gene Ontology annotation, cellular component: cytosol; aminoacyl-tRNA synthetase multienzyme complex. The coding region runs from base 1 to 1962 and encodes 653 amino acids. Lineage: Eukaryota; Fungi; Ascomycota; Eurotiomycetes; Eurotiales; Aspergillaceae.
AUGGCUUCAGAUCCCAAAAUUCUGCCCCAGAAGGGCGCGCGCAAUAUCCUCGUGACGAGUGCAUUGCCAUAUGUCAAUAACGUGCCUCAUUUGGGCAACAUUGUCGGUUCCGUGCUGAGUGCCGAUGUUUUCGCGAGAUACCACAAGGCUUGCGGACGACCGACUCUCUAUAUCUGUGGUACCGAUGAAUACGGAACUGCGACAGAAACAAAGGCCCUCGAAGAGAAGGUGACGCCGGAGGAACUGUGUGCCAAAUACAACAAGAUUCACCAGGAAGUCUACGAAUGGUUUGAGAUUGGAUUCGAUCACUUUGGCCGGACCCCGACACAAAAACACACCGAGAUUUCGCAGACGAUUUUCAAGAGGCUCUAUGAGAACGGGUAUCUCGCGGAGAAGACGGCAGAGCAACCGUUCUGUGAAGCGCACGGCUCGUUCUUGGCUGAUCGAUAUGUGGAGGGAGAGUGCCCGCGAUGCCAUUAUGAUGACGCCCGUGGUGACCAAUGCGACAAGUGUGGUCAUCUGUUGGAUCCAUUUGAUCUCAUCAACCCCCACUGCAAGCUCGACGGUGCCACCCCCGUCCGCCGCGAGACCAAGCACAUCCAUCUCCUUUUGGACAAGCUGCAGCCGCAGAUCGAGGAAUGGUCUCGCAACGCUAUUGACAAGGGCGACUGGCCCAAGAAUUCCCGGGUGAUCACUGAGUCAUGGUUGAAGGAAGGCUUGAAGGACCGUGGAAUUACAAGAGAUCUUAAGUGGGGUGUGCCCGUUCCCCUUGAUGGAUUUGAGAACAAGGUGCUCUAUGUGUGGUUCGAGGCCUGUAUUGGCUAUCUUUCGAUCACGGCCAACUACACGACGGACUGGGAACAAUGGUGGCGUAACCCGGAAGAGGUGCAGUUGUACCAGUUCCUGGGCAAGGACAACGUGCCUUUCCACAGUGUCAUCUUCCCCGGUACGCAGCUGGGAACCACGGACAAGUGGACUAUGCUGCACCACUUGAGCACGACUGAGUAUCUGAACUACGAGAACGGCAAGUUCAGUAAGUCGCGCGGAAUCGGUGUUUUUGGCAACAACGCCAGGGAAAUUGGUGUUUCCCCCGACGUGUGGCGGUAUUUCCUGCUGAAAAACCGUCCCGAGACCGGUGACACUCAGUUCGAAUGGCGUGCGUUCGUGGACAGCAACAACAGUGAACUGCUGGCCAAGCUGGGUAACCUGGUCAACCGGGUAAUCAAGCUGGUCACUGCCUCGUACGGCUCGACUAUUCCCGAUUUCACCGUCCCCGAAAGCUUCCAGCCGAACCUGGACGAGGUCACCGGCCUGCUCCGCCAGUACAUCGAGGAGAUGGAGAGCGUGCACCUCCGCGCCGGUGUGCAGACAGCCAUGAGGAUCGCCGAAGCCGGCAACGGCCUGAUCCAGGCUAACCGUCUGGACAACUCUCUCAUCGCCAACGAGCCCGGGCGGGCCGCCGCUGUUGUUGGUACCGUGCUCAACCUCAUCUACCUCCUCGCCAGUGUGUUCGCGCCCUACCUCCCCGCGACCUCCAAGUCUAUCAACGAGCAACUGGACGCCCCCUUCGCUUACAUCCCCACGCUGGAGGACAUCAAGGACGGUUGGAAGCCCACUGCCUUGAAGCCCGGCCACAAGAUCGGCAAGGCCCAGUACCUGUUCUCGCGCAUUGACUCGAAGAAGGCCGACGAAUGGCGAGAGAAGUUCGGCGGUUCCCAGGCCGAGCGUCAGAAGAAGGAGGAAGACGCCGCCAAGGCUGCCGCGAAGAAGGCCGCCAGCAAGGCCAAGAAGAAGGAGAAGAAGGCCGGCAAGCCUGCUGAUGCUGCUGCUCCUGCGGGUGGUGUCGAGGCUUCUGCCAAGGGAGGUGCAGAGGCAACUACUGCUACCACUGAGGGCAAGAAUGACGAAGCUGUUGAGAAGGUCACCGAUGGUGUGUCGCAGGUUACGAUUCCGACAUCAUGA